Messenger RNA from Megalops cyprinoides (Indo-Pacific tarpon), 2353 nucleotides. RefSeq names its product ER lumen protein-retaining receptor 2. Gene Ontology annotation, biological process: endoplasmic reticulum to Golgi vesicle-mediated transport; protein retention in ER lumen. The transcript has 5 exons. Bases 237 to 875 code for a protein of 212 amino acids. The record is from RefSeq and is a predicted model, not a curated record. Gene Ontology annotation, molecular function: ER lumen protein retrieval receptor activity. Gene Ontology annotation, cellular component: cis-Golgi network; membrane; endoplasmic reticulum. NCBI's taxonomy places the organism in Eukaryota, Metazoa, Chordata, Actinopteri, Elopiformes, Megalopidae.
UUGUAAUGUAAUUUUUUGGCCACGUCCCUGGGCCACGUCGCUGUGGGCACGCCAUAUUUCAACUAGCUAUCUGACUUGCUGACUCCAAAAGAGUCUAGAAAACGUAGCCAGCCGGUUCAGAUUAUUAGUCAAACCGGAAAGGUUUUUGCACAACAAAAAGCUGUUGUAGCUACCGACGUCCUUGAGCCCAGCUUCGCCCAUCUGAAGACACACCAGGUUCUGCAUCCAGUACAGCCAUGAACAUUUUCAGACUCACCGGGGAUCUCUCCCAUUUAGCAGCCAUCAUUAUCCUGCUGCUCAAAAUAUGGAAAACCAGGUCUUGUGCCGGUAUCUCUGGGAAGAGCCAGAUUCUUUUUGCUGCCGUCUUCACCACGCGGUACCUGGACCUGUUCACUUCCUUUAUCUCCCUUUAUAACACCAGCAUGAAGGUGAUCUACAUCGGCUGCGCGUACGCCACCGUCUACCUGAUCUAUGUCAAGUUCAAGGCCACGUAUGAUGGCAACCAUGACACCUUCAGGGUGGAGUUCCUGGUGGUCCCAGUUGGGGGGCUUGCCUUCCUGGUCAACCAUGACUUCUCUCCGCUGGAGAUACUCUGGACGUUCUCCAUCUAUCUGGAGUCAGUAUCCAUCUUGCCGCAGCUCUUCAUGAUCAGCAAGACGGGCGAGGCGGAGACCAUCACCACACACUAUCUAUUCUUCCUGGGGCUGUACCGCGCCCUCUACCUCAUCAACUGGAUCUGGCGCUUCUACUUCGAGGGCUUCUUCGACAUGAUCGCCAUUGUGGCCGGUGUGGUGCAGACCAUCCUCUACUGCGACUUCUUCUACCUGUAUGUCACGAAAGUGCUGAAAGGAAAGAAGCUCAGCCUGCCCGCCUAAGUGCCAAAGACCUGCAGCACCGCCUCUGCGGUCUCCCAGGGCAACGCAAGUCACCGUUGCCACGGACCUAGCGCAAGAUGCCUGAGACGGAGUGGGAAAAGGGAACAUUAGUGGGUUUUGCUGUUUCAGUAACUCCUGAUCAUUGUCAGUGAAAAAAAUCUACGUCUCCGGAAAUGAAACGGGGUCUCUCUGGGUCUCUGUCAUCCGCAGGUCUCUGUGUCACGCAUCUUGCCUUACCGUAACUUUUGUAUCGCUGUUUAAAGGUUAAAAAAGGUUUUCUACAUGUGAGGUGUAAUCUCUACGAUUAAACAUGCAUUUCGAUCAAUUUGCUGAUGAUGAUGCAAAAUCAAUUGCCACACCUAAAAGAAAAGGAACACUAAAAAUGUUUGAGAAUGUUUGCAGACCCAAUUUUUUGAGGCCUGUUUUCAGGACAUGACUGUACAAGAUUUACUAGCCUUUCAGCUGAAAAGUAAGAAAAAAAACCCCUCAGAAUUUAUCAUUAAAAUGCCAGAAGUUAGCGUUAAUGAGUUGGCUUUUUGUAUUGGAUUGUCAACUAAUCAAUGUCCUAGUUCACAUUCCUGUCAGUGAGUUAUGCCAAUUGCAGAGAAGUUAAUUAGACCCACAGUGCUUCCUCUGUUUUUUUCCCUUCUGAAAGAGAUUGCUGACCUGUCUUUAAUUUUUUUUUUUCUCGAGUUUGGUCCAGAAGUCAAUGAUUUCAAAUUAGUGCUGAGAUUUUUCCCUUUAAGUUCUUGAGGUCAAAUGUUGCCCCCAAAGAGAUUUUUGAAUUGAAAUGCAGGGUUUUGCAAUAAUGCCUUAUCUUGAUUAGGUGAGUUCCAGUGCUGUACAUAGCUUUUUCUUUCUUCAUGAAACCUACCUAAACAGGCAAGCCCCUAUUCAAGACCAAUCUUCAGACUUGACCUAUGUCUCAUUUAAAUUGUUUUGGAGCCCCAUGCAUUAUUGAGAGUAUGGGAUCGGCACCUGUGUGACAUAAUCUAGUGUACCAAUAGAAGACUGGAUUUUUUUCACAAACUGAUUGUGUCCAGACUUGGGCCAAACUCUACAUGUGGCCAGUUGGAUUGCUGGGUUGUGGGAAUCAGUUUGAUACGAACCAAUCAGGGUCUGUGAAAUGUAUCCACACUGGGAUGAACAAACAGACAAGCUACCAUGGUGGGACUCGAUUCCUGGUAUCAGCUCUCUUGAAUUCCCGAUGCAGUAAUUUGUCCCUAAAUAAAAAAGAAGAACAUAUUAAAACACCCACAGAAUUGUAUAUGAUGUGCAUAUUUUGAACUCACACAAGGAAAAUUUAUCUUCAAUUUUGGAGGAUUGUGUGACAUUAAUGGUUUUGUACUGGUAGAAUAUUAGUUCAGUAUACGGUUAUUUUGUUCACUUUUCUGAGACUCAGCCUCAGCUUCUGGUGUAUUUUCAUUUAAGUCAUUCCUGUAGGUUUUUAUGUUUUGCAUGUUACCCUGUGAUAUCAC